ACCAUGUCCGCCGUGGUGCACGACGCGGCGAAGAAGCGCUUUGCCAUCUAUGCGGCCGCCGCCGAGGACCAAGAGAUCGGCUUCCUGGAUUACGACACGCAAUACCCCUCGGAGAACGUGACUGUGUUGGACCUCCAGCACACGGUAGUGCAUCCAGCGGGCCGAGGACAAGGACUUGCUCAGAAACUAUGCGACGCUGCAUUCAUCUACGCCCGCGAGCAAGGUUUCAAGGUGAUCCCCACAUGCUCCUACAUCACCGGCACCUACUUGAAGCGAACUACUCUCCCAGACGCGGUUGACCUCGUGUACACGCAAGGCUCCUUGUGAGUCUUAAUUACAUCAAAUCUUCGUCUGUCCCGACA
This is a messenger RNA of Aphanomyces invadans, 362 nucleotides long. RefSeq lists its product as hypothetical. Lineage: Eukaryota; Oomycota; Saprolegniomycetes; Saprolegniales; Verrucalvaceae. The coding region runs from base 4 to 327 and encodes 107 amino acids. The record is from RefSeq and is a predicted model, not a curated record. The transcript has 3 exons.